GCGAGGCCGCGCGCAGGCAGGUCCCGCGCUGCCCCGCGGGAGGGGCCUACCGGUCCCCAUCCUUAAAGCACGAGUCCGGACGCUCCGCCUGUUGGAGAGGGCGCCUGGCUGUGGACAGCCAACAGCCGGGGCGGGCCAGGGCCGACCGAGGAGGGCCUGAGGCUACGGAGCCGCCGCGGCUGGCACACGAGCGUCUCGGCCCGGACCAAGUGGUUGCGGGAGCUGUGAGGGGAGGCGUGGUGGGCGCCAUUGCUGCCCGUCAGAACGCCGCAGGGGUCCCCGUCAGCCCUAGCCGCUCUCCCCUGGCUGAGAGGAACCGUCGCCAGUCCCCGGCCCGGUCUCCUGAAUCGGGUGCCUCCUCUGCCAUCCCUGCGGAGACCAUGUUUGACAAGACGCGGCUGCCGUACGUGGCCCUCGAUGUGCUCUGCGUGUUGCUGGCUGGAUUGCCUUUUGCAAUUCUUACUUCAAGGCAUACCCCCUUCCAACGAGGAUUAUUCUGUAAUGAUGAGUCCAUCAAGUACCCUUACAAAGAAGACACCAUACCUUAUCCGUUAUUAGGUGGAAUAAUCAUUCCAUUCAGUAUUAUCGUUAUGAUUGUUGGAGAAACCCUGUCUGUUUAUUUUAGCCUCUUGCACUCGAAUUCCUUUAUCAGGAAUAACUACAUAGCCACUAUUUACAAAGCCAUUGGAACAUUUUUAUUUGGUGCAGCUGCUAGUCAGUCCCUGACUGAUAUUGCCAAGUAUUCGAUAGGCAGACUGCGGCCUCACUUCCUGGAUGUUUGUGACCCAGACUGGUCAAAAAUCAACUGCAGUGAUGGUUACAUUGAAAACUACAUAUGUCGAGGGAAUGCACAGAAAGUGAAGGAGGGCAGACUGUCCUUUUAUUCGGGCCACUCUUCAUUCUCCAUGUACUGCAUGAUGUUCGUGGCACUUUAUCUUCAAGCCAGAAUGAAGGGAGACUGGGCAAGACUUUUACGCCCUACACUGCAAUUUGGUCUUGUUGCUGCGUCCAUUUAUGUGGGCCUUUCUCGAGUUUCUGAUUACAAACACCACUGGAGUGAUGUGUUGACUGGACUCAUUCAAGGAGCUCUGGUUGCAAUAUUAGUUGCUGUAUAUGUAUCAGAUUUCUUCAAAAAGAGAAAUUCUCCUUUUAAAGAAAGAAAAGAGGAGGAUUCUCAUACAACUCUGCAUGAAACACCGACGACAGGGAAUCACUAUCGGAACAGUCACCAGCCUUGAAGGUGGCAGAGUGCCCAGAUGAAGCUGGCCUGCUUUCUAAAGAAAAAUGAUUGCAACCAGAAGGCAAGAGGAUGCGUCUUUCUUCCCGGUGUACAAGCCUUUAAGGGACUGCUGCUACUAUACCUCUUGGAUGCCUACUUUACCUGUGUGUAUAUAGUUACAUUUAACACAAUGGUUAUCUAAUAGCUGUAAGUUCAUUUAAAAAAAUUUCAACGGCCUUUCACUAAACAAUGCCCCCCCGUACAUUUUUUUAUUAAAAAAUGUAACGCUUAUGUACAAAUGUGUAUGUAAUAUGCUUUCUUAGAAUGAUGCUUGAUUUAAAUAUAAUACAUAUUAAAACGUUUCAGGACAACUGUCUUGAGAUAGGAAAACCAAAUCAAUACUUAUAGGCAUUUAUAGUUGAUUGUAAUCAGACAGGUGGAGAACAAUUCACAAUUCCACAUUCCUUAGCUGACUGUUUAUAAGUAGAGGCUGGCGGCAAACACAAUAUCUCUCUUGAUUUUGGUGAUUCCUAAGAGAAAAGAAAAUAUUUAAAAUUUCAACACCACAAAGAAUGUAAUGCCCAUCCACUGGGGUUUUUAACAAUUCUCAUUAAAUUGGUCAGAAGACAGUUUGGAAAAUACAAAACGCUUGCUGGUCUGAAAGACACCUAGAGGAGUUCAUAGCCAUCUCUGAGAAAUGGGAAACUUCGAAAGCAGACCGCUGUUCUUAUGAAUCCUGACUCUAAAGUACCCCAUGUGUGUGGGGGCUAGGGAUGUCCAAAAUUAUUUUAAAAGACUUGGAAGGAAUAAGCUGUCAAAAGAAGUUAGCUACCCCAAAGCAUGAAUUUUCAGCCUACAAUGGAAGGCACUAUAUUUCAGUUACCAUGUGAAAUACUUUCUGGGCUAAGGCAGGCCAAACUUUUCUAAAGUUUACAAAACUAGGCUUAAACCCAACAGUGAUUAAAUAGGUCUGCUCUAUUUAACAAAAGAAAACGUAAGCCAGUUUCUGCAAACAACUUCUUAGAACAAACACUAAGUAGAUAGCAAAAUCAGUAGGUUUGACUGUGGGCAACCAGCUCAGAGCAGCACCGUGUCUCUAUUCUUUGGUGUUUGAAGUCCUUUUUCUUGGCCAACACGCAGAUGGCAUGAAAUUAUGUGCAAGCAUGUGUGCCCCCCCCCCCCUCAGCACUACCACCAUGAUCUAGCCAGGCUUUCCUGAGUUGGUCUUCCUGCUUCCACCGAGCUAAUCUACAGACUUAUCUACAAUGCACCAGCAAGAACUGCCUGGUGAAACCCAUGCCAGAGCACCCACUCCUGUGCUCAAAACCUCCGAUCACUUCAGAGGAAAAAGCUGAGUGCUGGGGCCUACAGGACCAUUCUUUUCUUCUUCCAACCCCCACUGUUCGACUCGCUGUUCACUGUGCUCCAGCCACACUGGCCUGUUGCUCAAGUACAUCAAGUACACAUGGAGGGGCUCUAGGCCAUCAUAUCCAUCGUUCAAUUCUCUGUUGUCUCUCUGUUUGUAUCACCACCUGAUGUAUUUUAACUGUUGACUUGUUUACUGUCCCCCUCCCUGCACUAGAAUGUGAGUGCCAUGAAGGCAGGGGUUUGUGUCUCUUUUGUUCACUGCUGUAUUCCCUGGUGCUUAAACCAAUGCCUGGCACACAGUAAGUGCACAAUAAACAUUUUGAGAUUUUAUCUAUA
This is a messenger RNA of Capra hircus (goat), 2923 nucleotides long. It is a transcript of the gene PLPP1, whose product is annotated as phospholipid phosphatase 1. Gene Ontology annotation, biological process: signal transduction; phospholipid dephosphorylation; phospholipid metabolic process. The coding region runs from base 381 to 1238 and encodes 285 amino acids. The transcript is spliced from 6 exons. Gene Ontology annotation, molecular function: phosphatidate phosphatase activity. The record is from RefSeq and is a predicted model, not a curated record. NCBI's taxonomy places the organism in Eukaryota, Metazoa, Chordata, Mammalia, Artiodactyla, Bovidae.